Hemibagrus wyckioides is the source of this 3096-nucleotide messenger RNA. It is a transcript of the gene plp1a, whose product is annotated as proteolipid protein 1a. Gene Ontology annotation, cellular component: plasma membrane; myelin sheath. The record is from RefSeq and is a predicted model, not a curated record. Gene Ontology annotation, molecular function: structural constituent of myelin sheath. NCBI's taxonomy places the organism in Eukaryota, Metazoa, Chordata, Actinopteri, Siluriformes, Bagridae. Gene Ontology annotation, biological process: central nervous system myelination; axon development. Bases 531 to 1268 code for a protein of 245 amino acids. The transcript has 7 exons.
ACUUUUUCCUACUCCCAGACGUCAGCGUUGGUGCUUCAGCCCGCCGGAUGACGAAGGCCUUCAUGUGACAUAUCACGAAACAUGUAUUCACACGGCUCACUUAAAUUCGGAUUCUAACUAUAAUAUGCAAUGAAGUGGUCUGGUCCAUGUAUAUAUUAGGUUCUUACAUUUCUCUUAUUAAGCUAGAAUGUUGCGGUUUUGUUAAUCAAUAUUAUUUCCAGAAGGGGGUUAAAAAGGCGUUAAUGCGAUGCAAAUUGCUGUCGCUUGUCCUCUGGAGGUUGGAGUAAAUUUCUCAGAGGACAGAAAGCCCUGACCUCCCUCCUUAUUCAUCCUGCUUGAAGCCUUCUAUUCUAGUGCACUUCAUUGAAAAGCGACAUUGAAAGCGAAUCCCAGCCGCCGUCAUCGUCCUCUGUGCUUUGUCUGAGACACACAGAGCGGAGGCUGGGCUUUAAUAAGCGCUGAGCUGCGGCCCUGUUGCUCAUAUCAUCCAAACACGGCACCAAGCUCAACUCAGACCACGUUCUUCAGUAAUGGGUUGUUACGAGUGCUGCAUGCGGUGUCUGGGAGGAGUGCCCUACACGUCUGUGGUGGCAACUCUGCUUUGCUUCUCUGGCAUCGCACUGUUCUGUGGCUGUGGGCACCAGGCGCUCACGGAGACUGAGAGGCUUAUCGAGACCUACUUCGCCCGCAACCUGCAGGACUACAUCACUCUAGCCUACCUUAUUGAAUAUUUCCAGUACAUUAUCUAUGGCCUAGCCAGCUUUUUCUUUCUCUACUGCAUUGCACUGCUGGCUGAAGGCUUUUACACAACCAGCGUGGCAAAGCAAACGUUUGGCGAGUUCAGGAGCACCGUCUGUGGCCGCUGUCUCAGUACAACAUUUAUUGUGAUCACGUAUUUCCUGGCCGUCAUCUGGCUGCUGGUCUUUGCUUUCUCGGCACUUCCUGUCUACUUUUUCUACAACAUGGCUGCGACCUGUCGCACCAUCGACUUUCUCACUGAGACGCCCUCAAGCAUUAAUCAGCUGUGCAUGGAUGCCAGACAGUUUGGUUUACUUCCAUGGAACACGUUGCCAGGAAAGGCUUGUGGAAUGACCUUGUCCAACGUAUGCAAAACACGGGAGUUUUUCUUGACCUAUGACCUCUACAUUGCUGCCUUCGCUGGAGCUGGGAUUACGUUAUUGGCUCUGCUCACAUAUACAGUCUCCACUACCUAUAAUUUCGCCGUUCUCCGUUAUCUGGGGAGGAAAGGCUUAGCCGCACGGUGUUAAAGCUCUCUGUCCUUUCCUGCAAUCCAUGCUGUUUCUGUCCACUGUGCACCGUAUGGAAGGACAGAAAGGAAUUUCUUCACCUACCUGUUCAACACCUCUGUUUCUCCUUAUAAGACUCUGACACACUGUAUAGCAGGCCAGCUGAGCGUUUGUCCAGCAGGUAAUGAUGUAAAUCUGAACCAUGGAGGCUAGUAAACUCUCUUCUGUUGUUUUUCUUGAGGCAGGACGACAGAUUAUUAGAUGACCGUUGAUUGUAACACUGCUUUAUUGUGUGAUUGUAGUGCCACAAUUUUCAGACAUGCUGUCUUUAAUAUAGUGCCUUUUUCUUCCCUGAUGGACAAAUGACUCAGUUGGAUAGGAAGCACAGGGUUGCAUGGUGUUUGGUAAAGGAUUUGUUAUCAUCUUUUAUCCCCCCCCCCCUUUAUUGUUUUAAUAUAUCUUUAGCUGUUUAUAUUUUGUGAUUUUAGCAUUUUCGUCUUUUCUAUACAAGUGCCUACAUCCAUUAAAAGCUGCGGGAUGUUAGUUUUUCCUUCAAUCCCAUCCGACAUGGAUGUUGUCUAGUGUUACUCUGUAGUUAAAUAGCCAAUUUAGUUAAUUAUUAUUAUUUUUUUUACAUUUAUUUUAGUUAACAGAAAUAACUGAUUUAAGUCAUCCAGUGAGAAACUGAAUCGCGCUUAUUAUUGUUAUUAUUUUGCUUUUUCUUUUGUAUUUACUGGGAUGGACAUGCUGGGUGUGUUGCUACGGUGAUAACCUUUCACAUCUAGUCACCAUGGUGUCCGACAUGCCAAUAUGGACUGACUUGCCGUGACCUCAGCACUUUUUUCUCACAGUCCUGGGAAUAAUAAGAGUCGCGCCCAAUUUUGAGACGAACCUUGGUUUGAAACUAGGGGGAGGGCGAACAUCCAUCAGAUCAGUAGUUUGGAGUUUCCUGAGAGACUGUGAUAUUUGCGAUGCUGUGUGUGUUGUCUCUAAAGACUGUCGAGUCACUCGGUGAUCAUUUCCACUAUUUAACAACGACGAUUUCUUAAGACAUGGUGAGUGCUCAGUCUCCCCCUAGUGUCAGCUGUGUUCAUCUCAAAUGCACACAGUUCUCCAUCUUAAAACACAGCAUUUGUGUCCAUCCCUGUAACUAUCAGGAGAAAAUAGUAGUUAUUGUGUAACACUAUUAUUUUAGCUAUUUUUUUUUUUUAAAUCUAAUCCUUAUUUACAUUUUAUGCAUCAAAUUGUUGUUUCAUGCUACUAGCAAUAUUUGUUAGAAGUGUUUUUGUAAGUCAUAUGGCCAGUGCUUUUUUUUUUCUUUUCUCCUCCAGAUUUUGGUAAUAAAUAAAGGAAAUCAGAUGAGGUCUAUCAUUUUGUGUGAGAAAAAGGCUUUCAGUGUAGACCCACCAGGUUUGUGUAGAGGAUGUGGAGAGUUUCUUUUUCUCUUUGGCAGAUUCACUGUCCUCUGCACCUGGCCAAGUGGCAGAUUCUACUAAGAGACAAGCGAUACAGAGUGAAAGGGGAGAAGAGAGAUGUGCUGUUCAGCAGGAUCUCGAAACACCACAGUGGCAGUAUCAGUUCUCCUUACGCCGCCAAGCCUGCUGAUGCGUGAUUGCAUGAUUUCCCCGAAAAAAAAAAAACACAGGCCUAUUGCGGAUAUACUAGAUGUUAAGCAAGUAUGUUUAGUUUGAAAGCAGAAAUGGACCUUUUAUAGUAAGUAGUAAGCAUCACAUGUUAUACUGGAUGCUGCUAUGAUAGUGCUUUAAUUUCAAAGCUUGCUUGAUUUUCAGUUUUGGUUUUUUUAAAAAGCUUAAGUCUCUUAAUGGCCACUUUAAGUAUGAUGUAAUGU